Molecule: messenger RNA, 2267 nt
Organism: Eleginops maclovinus (Patagonian blennie)
Lineage: Eukaryota; Metazoa; Chordata; Actinopteri; Perciformes; Eleginopidae
Product: tubby protein homolog
Exons: 13
Coding region: 220-1890 (556 amino acids)
Biological process (GO): protein localization to cilium
Cellular component (GO): cilium
Source: RefSeq, a predicted model, not a curated record
AUAGCCCACGGUCUGUUUCUGUUUGGGUUUUUUUGUUGUAUAUUUUUUGAUGUUUAAGGUGAUUUUAAUGUCCCACAAUGUGAUUAUAUUUCCUUCAGACGGUAGAACACAAUGGGGCACGUUUGGGAGAGACUCGGGAGUGUUGACUAGCAGUUGGCGGUGACUGAUUUGCCUUCCUGUUUGACUGUUUACGCCCGGCAGUGAUUCAUCCCCUCAGACAUGGAGGACCCUGAUAUACGACAACAGAAGCUCGACAACCAGCGAGCCCUUUUGAUGAAAAAGCAGCAAAAGAAGAGAGCUGACUCUCAAAUGGUUGUAGCCAAUCGGGAUGCUCGCCAAAAGAAACAAAAGCUCAAAACCGUGUGCUCCGAUGAAACACCUCUGCUGAUCAGCCAAUCCCUAAGCAACACUUCCCUCAGUGAUCAAGUUGAACACGCCCAUGAUAACCCACUGGAUGAGAUCACGUUAGGUGAAGACAACACAACAGCAACUAUGAAGUUUGAUGAGGUGCCUUCAGAGAUUCCUAUUACUCCCCAAAAAAUGAACUUGGAGAUUGACAAAGAGCCUGACGUGAAGUGUGAGGUCGAGAAUAAUGCUCAGACCGAGGGGAAAAAGACAAAGAAGAAAGACGUGAAAAAAGAAAAAGCCAAACAGAUCGACCAGGAGGAGGGAAACGACAAAGAGAAGGAGAAAAAGGAGAAAAAAACCAAGAAGAAAGAGAAAGGGAACGAAUCUGAAGACCCACAGAAGACAACCAAGACAACCAAACAGGAGCGAAAAAAGAAGCACUUGCAGGAGGCGUCGAGCAAAGACACAGAGCCAGUGGUGGAUGUGGCGAGUCCAAAGAAGAAUAAAAGCAAUGAAAGUGAAGCUGAAGCCGAAGAGGCGGACGGGGCUGCCACUCAAUCGCCUAAGAGGAAAAAACAACUCGACACAACCAGGUGCCAAAUAAGUGACGAGAGCAAAGACGAGGAAAUCAAGAAGGAGAAAAGGGAGACAAAGAAAAAGAAAGCCGAGAAGACGACGCCAGGUCUCGGUUCCCUUAACUCCAACUACAGAAAGGGUUCAUCAUCAAACAGUGAAUCCAAUGAAAGAUCAUCAUCUCCAAUUUCAGUGAAAGACCUCGAGAAGUUUGCUUUGCGUCCGGCCCCCAGGGAUGCCACCAUCCAGUGUAGGGUCACCAGGGACCGGAGAGGCAUGGAGAAGGGAAUAUAUCCGACGUACUACCUCCACAUGGAGAAGGAGGAUGGCAAUAGGGUGUUUCUAUUGGCAGGCAGAAAAAGGAAGAAGAGCAAAACAUCCAAUUAUCUCAUCACCACGGACCCAGUAAAUCUGUCCAGAGACACAAACUGCUACAUAGGAAAACUAAGGUCCAAUAUUCUGGGUACAAAGUUCACAGUCUAUGAUGGAGGUGAAAACCCAGAGAAAAAGCCGUUUGUCAAAGAGUCUGAAUCAGUGCGGCAAGAGCUGGCAGCAAUCUGCUAUGAGACGAACGUGCUGGGGUUUAAGGGUCCCAGGAAAAUGACAGUGAUCAUCCCAGGCAUGUUGGAGAACGAUGAAAGAGUGUCCAUUCGUCCGAAACAUGAAUCUGAUACUCUUCUGGCACGCCACGCAAACAGCAACACAGAAAGUCUGGUCACACUGGUGAAUAAAUGCCCGAGCUGGAACGAGCAGUCUCAGUCGUUUGUGCUUAACUUCCACGGUCGUGUCACCCAGGCCUCGGUCAAAAACUUCCAGAUCGUCCACCCUGACAACGAGGAUUACAUCGUGAUGCAGUUUGGCCGCGUAGCAGAGGACGUCUUCUCCAUGGAUUACAGCUUCCCCAUGUGUGCCCUGCAAGCCUUUGCCAUCACGCUGUCUUCCUUCGAUGGUAAACUGGCCUGUGAGUGAGCCUCACUGGUGUGCCUCAAGUGCUUAACAAGAUCCCUGAUCUACUGUCGAAAGAAACGUACAGUUUAAAUCACAAGGACACCCAAUCAGUUUGCACAGGGACCUUUUUAUUGUUUAGUUUUCUGGUGCUUUCUAACAUCUCGUAAUCACGAAAUAUGAAAAGCCUGCCACAGACUUAGACUUCAGAGACUUGUUAUAAAGGUCCAGUAUUAUUUUACAGCAGAUUUUAUAUGGAAGAUACAAUACAACACAAUUAUGUAAGUAUUUUAAUGUAAUUGACUUGUUUUUCUUUUUAUAUUUGCCAGCUGUGUAAAGGACUUAAAGUAUUGAGGACAACAGUUUAAAGACUACGAAAUAUUAAAUGAUGGUAUCACAAG